Messenger RNA from Entrophospora candida, 1557 nucleotides. The record is from the annotation of a GenBank genome assembly. Lineage: Eukaryota; Fungi; Glomeromycota; Glomeromycetes; Entrophosporales; Entrophosporaceae.
AUGGAAGAUAUUGACUCUAACAUGUAUGAUCCUGAUGAUACUCUAUCCAUUUUGAUUGCUACUGAUAACCAUUUAGGAUAUUUGGGAAGAGAUCCAGUUUGUAAAAAUGAUUCUUUUGAGACUUUUAAAGAAAUUCUACAAAUCGCUAAAGACAAUGAUGUAGAUUUUAUUUUAUUGGGAGGAGAUCUUUUUCAUGAAAAUAAGCCAUCACGCAGAACAGUAUAUCAAACAACCAAUGGUGGUAUAAAUACAAUGAAUCACAUUGAUCCAAAUUUCAAGAUUGCAUUCCCCGUAUUUUCGAUUCAUGGAAAUCACGAUGAUCCAUCUGGGGAAGGAAAUCUUUGUGCAUUGGAUGUACUUUCAGCAUCAGGUUUAAUUAAUUAUUUUGGUAAAUCUAAAGUAGUGGACAAGAUUAUAAUCAAACCGAUACAUAUCCAAAAAGGCAAUACAAACCUGGCAUUGUACGGAAUGGGAAAUAUUAGAGAUGAGAGGUUGCAUCGUAUGUUUGAUGCUCAGAAUGUUGAAUUCCCAAGGCUUACUGAAGAUGUUGAUGAUUUACUUAAUAUUUUGGUAGUACCUCACGGAACAAAUUAUAUUCCCGAAUCCUGUAUUCCAAAUUUUUUCGAUCUGGUAUUUUGGGGUCAUGAACAUGAAUGUUUGAUUGAUCCAUUACAUAAUUCAGCCAGGGGAUUUCAUAUCACUCAACCUGGCUCUUCUAUAGCCACAAGUCAAUUUAGAAUGGAAAAAUUUAGACUCAAAACCAUUAGACCAAUGGUUAUUGAUACUAUAGUACUUUCGGAAAUUUCUGAACUUUUGUCUAAUGAUUAUAAUAAUAAUUUAAUAAAUUAUUUGAAUAGAAAGGUAGAUCAAAUGAUUGAAAAGGCAAAUGAAGAAUGGUAUAAAUUGAAUGAACAUAAUACAAAUCCGCCACUCCCAUUGAUUAGAUUAAAAGUGCAAUAUUCUGAAGAACAUAAAAUUUGUAAUAAUUCUGAAUUUUCGCAAUAUUUCCAAAGUCGUGUUGCAAACCCUGAAGAUAUUUUACUAUAUCAACGAAAAAGACCUAACACUAAAAAUCAAGAUAACAAUCCUAAUUAUUCGAUAGAUUAUGAAAACGACACCAUUGAACAACUUUCCAAUAAAAAAGUUACAGAUCUUAUUGAUGAAAUGUUAGAUUCGCUUCAAAUUUUACCAAAAAAUGGAUUAAAUCAAGCUCUUUCAUCUUUUAUAAACAAGGAUGAAGAAGAUGCCACUUGCGUAGUUUACGAACAUGCUUUACAAAAUGCAAGAGACAAAAUAUUGGAGGAUCCCACUAUAGUUGACGACAUUGCUAAAAAAGAGAAGGCACAACAAGAAUGUCAAAUAUUAGAUAGGUUAUUUAUAGAAGAUGAAUAUUUAGAAAAAUUAUUAUCAGGGGAUUCAAAUAAACCUGCCGAGGAUUCGCACCAAACAAACAUCGAAGAUUAUUUUAUGGAUCAAGCAUUCUCUUCCUCCAUCAACUCAAUCACCUCGCUAUCAAAGCAAAAAAUUGAAUCUCCUAAAAGAUCAUCGCCAAGCUAA